AUGGCCGAGCCUAUCCGCAACAAGCGGCCUGACCCAACCGCCCCGACACCGCAGAACACCCCCGCCAACAAUGCCCCCAUCUCGUCUCACGCCCAGCAGCCUGGUGUUGCCAGCAUCUCCGAGGAGACGGUUGAUAUCGCCGCUGCCGCUUCUCUCUUCGCGCAGAACCCUCGGCUCGUUCACAUGAUCCAGGGCAAGCUCGGCAGCCUUGUCGGUCGGUCGUCCGGCUACAUCGAGUCACUUCCCCCCCAAGUAAAGCGUCGUGUCGCCGGCCUGAAGGGCAUCCAGAAGCAGCACUCGAAGCUGGAGGCCGAGUUCCAGGAAGAGGUCCUGCAGCUAGAGAAGAAAUACUUUGCAAAGUUUACCCCGCUGUACGAGAAGCGCGCCACCAUUAUCAACGGUGGCAACGAGCCGACCGAGGAUGAGGUGGCCGCUGGUGAAGAGGAUGAGGACGAGGAUGAGGAGGAGACUGAAAAGGCCGAUAAGGCUACCGAGGCCGCAGCCGAGUCCUCAGAAACUAUCUCUGGCAUUCCUGAGUUCUGGCUGUCCGCCAUGAAGAACCAGGUGUCGCUGGCCGAGAUGAUCACCGACCGCGAUGAGGGUGCACUCAAGCAUCUUACCGACAUUCGGAUGGAGUACCUCGACAAGCCGGGCUUCCGCCUGAUCUUUGAGUUUUCCGAGAACGACUACUUUACCAACAAGACCAUCUCCAAGACAUAUUUCUAUCAAAACGAGUCGGGCUACGGCGGUGACUUCAUCUACGACCACGCUGAGGGCGAUAAGAUCAACUGGAAGGCGGAUAAGGACCUGACCGUCCGCAUCGAGCAGAAGAAGCAGCGCAACAAGAACACAAAACAAACCCGCAUCGUUAAGAAGACCGUCCCCACCGAGUCAUUCUUCAACUUCUUCUCGCCGCCCAAGCCGCCCGCAGACGAGGAGGAUGAUGCCGCUUCGGAUAUCGAGGACCGUCUGGAGCUUGACUACCAGCUUGGUGAGGACAUCAAGGAGAAGCUGAUCCCGCGUGCCAUCGACUGGUUUACGGGCGAGGCACUCGCCUUUGAGGAGAUGGACGAGGACGACAUUGAGGAUGAGUUUGACGAGGAGGAGGAUGAGGACGAUGAUCUGAGCGAGGACCAUGACGACGAGGACGAGUCCGAUGACGACGAUGUAGGUGCUCAGCUCACAUGA
Molecule: messenger RNA, 1188 nt
Organism: Grosmannia clavigera kw1407
Lineage: Eukaryota; Fungi; Ascomycota; Sordariomycetes; Ophiostomatales; Ophiostomataceae
Product: nucleosome assembly protein
Exons: 4
Coding region: 1-1188 (395 amino acids)
Biological process (GO): nucleosome assembly
Cellular component (GO): chromatin; nucleus
Molecular function (GO): chromatin binding; histone binding
Source: RefSeq, a predicted model, not a curated record